CCGCACCUCAGUCCCCCCUCCGACCACCUCUCCCUCAAAUUCAUCGCCCUCGGCCGCGGCACGCAGAACUACACCUGCCCGACCAACUCAAAGGACAACACCCCCAAGAAUGCCUCUGCAACCCCCAUCGCCAUCGGCGCCGUCGCCACGCUCUACGACAUCUCCUGCCUCGCCGCAACCCCGAAGGACCAUGCGCUGCGAUUCCUCCACGCCCUCCCAGGAUUCACCCGGGCCAUCCCGCAGGAAGUCCUAGCCUUCUAUGCCGUGAUGCUGUCCCAGUCCGCAAUCAUCGGGGAGCAUUACUUCUCACCCUCCCAAUCUUCUUCCACCACCUCGACCACCGCAGCCGCAGCAAUGCCCGUCUUCGAUCUCCGCCCCGCGACCUUCGGAAAACAAGGCGGAAGAUACGAGUCCAACUGGGUCAAGGCCAAGAAGGUGGAGAGUGUAGAUGCCCCUGGUAGUGCCCCUGGUAGUGGAGGUGAUGAUGUGCCCUGGUUGAAGAUGGUUGCGGUGGAGGGAUCUGGUAUCAAGGAGAUAUACCGUGUCCACACGGCAGGAGGGAUGAGUCCGGCGACUUGCGCGGCGCACGAGGGGGAGUUUGGGGUGGAGUAUGCGGCGGAGUAUUGGUUUUAUGGAUGA
This is a messenger RNA of Aspergillus brunneoviolaceus CBS 621.78, 639 nucleotides long. Its product is annotated as DUF3455 domain-containing protein. The annotation marks the transcript as partial. Lineage: Eukaryota; Fungi; Ascomycota; Eurotiomycetes; Eurotiales; Aspergillaceae. The transcript has 2 exons. The record is from RefSeq and is a predicted model, not a curated record.